This is a messenger RNA of Toxorhynchites rutilus septentrionalis, 784 nucleotides long. RefSeq lists its product as uncharacterized. Gene Ontology annotation, molecular function: zinc ion binding; nucleic acid binding. Lineage: Eukaryota; Metazoa; Arthropoda; Insecta; Diptera; Culicidae. The coding region runs from base 203 to 643 and encodes 146 amino acids. The record is from RefSeq and is a predicted model, not a curated record. The transcript is spliced from 2 exons.
CUCACUCACACUUACAAACGUAAUCAAAUCGUUCGAUGAGUAUUGUCUUCCUCGUAAAAACGUCACUAUCGAAGCGUUUAAAUUUAAUACAAUUACGCAGAAGGAAAAGCAGUUGUUUACCGACUUCGAGACAGAGUUACGCACACAAUUACAAUAUUGUGAAUUUAAAUGUCAUGAAUGUCAAACUUCAUACGCUGAACGGAUGCUUCGCGAUAGAAUUAUCAUUGGAAUACAUGACAAGAAUCUCCAACUGAAACUUCUUGAUGGGAGAGAUCAACCAACGUCGAAAAUUAUUGAAACGUGUAAAGCUUUCGAAGCCGCCUCGGAGAAUAAGAAUGUUCUCGACCGCAAGCCGUUUGAAGUAAAAUCUGUGGAACAUCGAUCAAGUGAACAACAGGAAGUGGUUGCUGCCGUCUCACGCAAACUUUGCUACAACUGUGCAAAACCAUUCACCCAGAGUCAUCGCAGUAGGUGCCCAGCUGUUAACGUGAAAUGCUUUUCAUGUGGAGGAAUGGGCCACUUCAGCAAAUGCUGCCGUCAGAAACGAAGUAAGGAGGAUAACAUCGAGAAGCAGUUGUCGAAACAGGGAUCACUGGAAAAGAAGAAAUCAAUUUUCACGGUAAAUUGGAGUGACGCAGAAUAAAUUCUAACAACCACGAGAGCGAGCACAUCAAAGGAUGACGCAAAACAUAUCAAAUUGGGAACACAGAUGUACAGUUUAAGUUAGACACUGGUUCGGAUGUAAACUGUAUCCCGAUAAAUGUAAUAAAAAAUAUUCACGAUU